AUGGCUAUGUCAAAAGGUUUUAAAGUGCUGGAGAAAUCGGCACCACCGAAUCCUUACAGUAUUAUUUUACAACAUAGAAAUAAAGAUACAGCCUUAUUAUUUGAGUCUCAGGCUGUUGUUUCUUUAUCGUCACAGGAAACUGAUACUCUUCGUAAACAAUAUCAUAAAAUAGCUGAUGCAUAUGGAUGUCUAGGAGUGCUGCAAUUAAAUUCUGGAGAGACAUGUAUGCUCUACCUUGUUCUUGUGACAGGCUGUAGUUCUGUCGGUAAAGUGGGUGAUACAGAGGUUUUUAAGAUAACCCAAUCUCAAUUUCUGCCUUUAUUUCACCAAACACAAGGAGAUGAUAAGGUGGGAGAAGUUAGAAAACUCUUAAACUCUGGAACAUUUUAUUUCUCUUGGAAUUCAGGAAAAAACAUUGACAAUCUCUUUGACCUGACUGUGUGUGCUCAGAGAAAGGGUAAAGGAGCAAGUUCUGAUAACAGAUUCUUUUGGAAUAGAACCUUAUUUAUUCAUUUAAUCAGGUACGGCAUAGAUUGUGAUGACUGGCUUACCCGUGCAAUGUGUGGUUCAGUGGAAAUACGUACUAUUUACGUUGGUCAUCGCUUAGCCAGGGCUGUACUGAUAUCUCGACUAAGCUGUGAAAGAGCAGGGACAAGGUUUAAUGUAAGAGGUUGCAAUGAUGAUGGUAAUGUUGCUAAUUUUGUAGAAACAGAACAAGCUAUUUAUGUAGAUGACUCAGUUUCAUCUUACAUUCAAACAAGAGGAUCUGUUCCUUUAUUCUGGGAACAGCCAGGUAUUCAAGUUGGAUCACAUAAAGUUAAAAUGUCACGUGGAUAUGAUGCUUCUACAAGUGCUUGUGAAAGGCAUUUUUCUCAACUUAAACGAAAUUAUGGAUCUAUUUAUGUUGUCAACUUACUAGGUUCUAGUAUGAUAGGUGGCACAGAAGGUGAAGCAACUCUCAGCAAUGCAUUUCAACGGCACCUUAAUGAAUCUGCACAUUGUGAUAUUGUACAGAUAAUAUUUGACUACCAUCAAGAGGUAAGAGCAUCAUCAAUAGAUUCAGCUUUAAAUAAAUUUAAAAAAAUUGUGGAAAUGCACUAUGAUAACAUCAGCAUAUUUAGUGCCAGGAAUGUUGAUAUUUACAAUGUUCAAAAAGGUGUAAUAAGAACUAAUUGUCUAGAUUGCUUGGACAGAACAAAUUCUAUCCAGACAUUCAUUGGUCUAGAAAUGCUUGCAAUACAACUGAUGUUGUUACAAUGUAUUGAUAAAAAGCAAAAUGUUAACAGAUUUGAAGAAGUGUUUAAACAAAUGUGGAUUAAUAAUGGAAAUGAGAUAUCAAAAAUCUAUGCAGGAACGGGAGCUAUUCAAGGAGGGUCAAAAUUGAUUGAUGGGGCAAGAUCAGCUGCUCGAACUAUUCAAAACAAUUUGCUUGAUAAUUCAAAACAAGAAGCAAUUGAUAUUUUGUUGCUAGGUUCUACAUUAAAUUCAGAACUGUCUGAUCGUACCCGAAUUUUAUUACCAUCAAAUAUUUUGCAUACAUCUACUCCAGUACUACGAGAAAUGUGUCGUAGAGCAAAUGAGUUUACCCAGCCUACAAAUAUUCGUAUCACUAUAGGUACAUAUAAUGUCAAUGGUGGUAAACAUUUUAGAAGCCUAGCUUACAAAGAUGUUUCCCUGGCUGAUUGGUUGUUAGACAGCCCAAAUUCAUCUUUGGUAAAUACUGUCAAUUUGAAAGAUCAUCCUUCUGAUAUCUUUGCAAUAGGAUUUGAAGAAAUAGUUGACUUAAAUGCUAGCAAUAUAAUGGCUGCUAGUUCAGACAAUGCUAAAGCAUGGAGUGAAGAAUUGGAAAAAGUAUUGUGUAGAGAUGCAUCAUACACCUUGCUUUCUAGUCAUCAGUUGGUAGGCGUCUGCCUAUUUAUUUUUGUCAGGAAAGAUUUAGUUCCUCAUAUCAGAGAUGUUGCAUUAGAUUCAGUGAAAACUGGAUUAGGUGGAGCUACUGGGAAUAAAGGUGCAGUAGCUAUCCGUCUAGUUAUAUAUGGGACAUCAAUUUGCUUUGUUUGUGCUCAUUUUGCAGCUGGUCAAUCCCAAGUGAGUGAACGCAAUGCAGAUUACACAGAAAUUACAAGAAAAGUAGCAUUCCCAAUGGGACGAUCAUUGUAUUCACAUGACUUUGUUUUUUGGUGUGGUGAUUUUAACUACCGAAUUGAUCUAGAUAAAGAAGAAACACGAUUACUAGCCUCACAAAAUAAUAUCCAAAGGUUAUUAGAACAAGAUCAACUUGUACGCCAGAAAUCACAAGGAUUGGUUUUUAAAAACUGUUUUGAAGGUGACAUCACAUUCCUUCCAACUUAUAAAUAUGAUUUGUUUAGUGAUGACUUUGACACCAGUGAAAAAUGUCGAGCACCUGCCUGGACUGAUCGAGUUUUGUGGAGGAGUAAAAAAUACACUGUUGAUCCAGAAACAACAUCUGAAGCAGCUGCAGGAAAAUUACUACAUUAUGGCAGAGCUGAACUAAAACAAAGUGACCAUAGACCUGUCAUUGCUAUUUUAGAAAUAGAAGUUUUACAGGUUAGUAACACUAAGUGUAUGGAAGUUUUUUAUGAGGUUGUCAAAGAUCUGGGUCCUCCUGAUGCUUGUAUCAUUGUUCAACCAGUUGAUGAAAUUGAAGAUUCUGAAGAUUCUGUUUUUGAUGAUAAUUUAAUGUCAAUAAUAUUGCAAGAAUUAGCAACUUAUGGUGAAGUGACAUUAGUUCGUUUUGUAGAUGAGCACACUUUGAGCAUUACAUUUAGAGAUGGCCAGAAUGCUCUAGCGGCUGCUCAGAAAGGAACUAUUUCCUCUUCAACAAUUCCUUUACAUGUAUCACUCAAAUCUCCAAAUUGGGUAGAUAUAGUAAAGUCUGAAGUGAGUCUCUGUACUAAUAACACAAUACCGUUAUUUGGUGACAUACCAGCUGAGCGACCACUUAGGUCUGCGCCACCGACACCACGACGUCAACAGCCAAGCCGGCCUCCUGCUCCAUCGCCUACUCCGUUGGUGCCUUCUCGAGCGCCAGCACCAAGUCCAGCAAGACCACCCCGCCCAGCCCCUAUUACGCCUGAAUCAGUUGUGUCUCAGGCGUCUGUAAGCUCUCCACCAGCAGAGAUGAUGCCGCCUCCAUCAUGUGCGCCGCCACCUCCACCACCGAGCAACACCCCUCCGCUUCCAGGCCCCCCACCGCCUGUGCCCGCGAGACAGGGAGCUCCUCCACCUCUCCCGGCUCGUCCACGACCAGUUACAUAG
Messenger RNA from Pieris macdunnoughi, 3279 nucleotides. The record is from the annotation of a GenBank genome assembly. Lineage: Eukaryota; Metazoa; Arthropoda; Insecta; Lepidoptera; Pieridae.